Myxocyprinus asiaticus (Chinese sucker) is the source of this 5883-nucleotide messenger RNA. RefSeq names its product period circadian protein homolog 2-like. Gene Ontology annotation, molecular function: transcription corepressor binding; transcription cis-regulatory region binding. Lineage: Eukaryota; Metazoa; Chordata; Actinopteri; Cypriniformes; Catostomidae. Gene Ontology annotation, biological process: circadian regulation of gene expression; negative regulation of transcription by RNA polymerase II; entrainment of circadian clock by photoperiod. Gene Ontology annotation, cellular component: cytoplasm; nucleus. The record is from RefSeq and is a predicted model, not a curated record. Bases 244 to 4575 code for a protein of 1443 amino acids. The transcript has 25 exons.
GAUCCAGGGCAGCAGUGUGAGCGAGCCUUCAGCGGUGAAGUGUGUCAAUCGGUGAUGCUGUGGCUGGAAUUUCAGGAAUAUAUUUAAUUUUUUCCUGACAGGACGGGUUGAGACAUUCUUUCUAUAAGGAAAUUGUGCUUAAGUGGUCAGGAACCAGCACUACUCUAAAUUCCCUUUGGAUGCCCCACCAUGAAGAUGGGGUAAUUUGCUUGGUCCCGGCUUCCUUUAUGUAAACCAAGUCCGAUGUCUGAGGACUCGACCUCCAAACUUUACCUGUUCUCCUCCCUGGAGAGGCAGGAUGAGGCGGCUGGUUGCAGUUCCAUGGCGACACUGCAUCGCAUGGGCAGUUUUGCAGAGGGGGCCGAGCUUGGCCUGGCAUCAGAGGGCAGCGACAGCAGCCAGUACCCACUGGCCUCACCGCACAGCAACCGGAAGAUGGCACAUUCCCUGCACGAGGAUAUUGAGAUGAAGAGUAGUGGAUCCAGUGGGAGUGGAACAGAAUCACAUGGUAACGAGUCGCAUGGUAAUGAUUCCCAUGGAAACGAGUCCCACGGUAAUGAGUCAUCUGGAAGUUCCAAUGGCCGAAGCAAGGACUCAGCACUUUUAGAGUCAUCGGGGAGUAACAAAAGCUCAAACUCUCACAGUCCAUCACCACCGAGCAGCUCAAAUGCAUUCAGCCUCCUGAGUGCCAGCUCUGAGCAAGACAACCCGUCUACCAGCGGCUGCAGUAGUGAAGAAUCUGCAAAGGCGAAGACUCAGAAAGAGCUUAUCAAAACUCUGAAGGAACUGAAGCUCCAUUUGCCACCAGAGAAACGGAACAAGGGCAGUAAAUCCACCACGCUCAACACCCUGAAAUAUGCCCUGCGCUGUGUCAGACAGGUGGAGGUAGGUGGCAGCACGCCUCAACAAACCUCACAAGCAUCAGCCACAGUACAGGGCGAAGUACAGCAGAAAACAGGAAUCUUGAGAUCAAGUGAAGAAUACUAUCAGCUGCUUAUGAUUAAUGACAGUCAGCCAUCAGGGCUUGAUGUUUCAUCGUAUACCAUAGAGGAAAUAGACAGCAUCACCUCUGAAUACACCCUCAAAAACACAGAUAUCUUUGCCGUGGCCGUGUCACUCAUCACUGGGAAGAUCGUCUACAUUUCAGACCAGGCAGCAUCCAUCUUGAAUUGCAAACGGGAUGUGUUCAAGAAUGCUAAGUUCGUGGAGUUUCUCACACCACAGGAUGUUAGUGUGUUCUACAGCUUCACCACACCAUACAGACUGCCAUCCUGGAGCAUGUGCACUGGAGCAGAGUCAUCGCCAUCAGACUGCAUGCAGGAGAAAUCUUUCUUCUGUCGCAUUAGUGGCAGUAAAGAGUGCGAUGGAGAUCUUCAGUACUAUCCCUUCAGAAUGACUCCAUAUCUGAUGAAAGUUCAGGACACAGUGCAUUCUGAAGAUCAAUUCUGCUGCCUCCUGCUGGCUGAGAGAGUACACUCUGGCUAUGAAGCUCCCAGAAUCCCUACGGACAAACGGAUCUUCACCACAACACACUCUCCCAGUUGCGUGUUUCAAGAUGUGGAUGAGAGGGCUGUACCGUUGCUAGGAUACUUGCCACAGGACCUGAUUGGCACACCUGUCCUAUUGCACCUGCACCCCAGUGAUCGACCAGUCAUGCUCGGCAUCCACAGGAAGAUCUUGCAGUAUGCUGGCCAGCCGUUUGACCACUCCAUCCGCUUCUGUGCACGUAACGGAGAGUACAUCACUAUAGACACCAGCUGGUCCAGCUUUGUCAGUCCAUGGAGCCACAAGGUUUCCUUCAUCAUCGGCAGACACAAAGUUCGCAUGGGUCCAGUGAAUGAAGAUGUGUUUGCAGCUCCGGCUGCAGCUGAGGGCAAAUCCUUAGACUCAGACAUCCAGGAAAUUACUGAGCAAAUACACAGACUCCUGCUGCAGCCGGUGCACAACAACGCUUUGAGUGGCUAUGGAAGCCUUGGCAGUAAUGAUCAUCUACUGAGUGUAGCAUCGUCCAGUGAGAGUAAUGGUAAAGGAACACGGCAACCAUGUGAAGACGACAUUAGCCAAACCAAACCGAGGAGCUUUCAGGAGAUCUGCAAAGGGGUGCACAUGCUGAAGAACCAGGAGCAGCAGUUGAAGAAAAGCCCAACAAAGUUUCUCCAGAAAGGUCCCGUGGUUAGGGCCAAAGACCCAGCGUAUCCUGUGAAUUCGAGAGAGUCAUCUGAAGACCAGCGAGCAGCUGUUCCAGAUGAGCUGGCCUUUAAAGAUCAGACCAUCUACUCCUAUCAGCAAAUUAGUUGCCUGGACAGCGUAAUCAGGUAUUUGGAGAGCUGUAACGUGCCCAUCACAGUGAAGAGAAAGUGCCAAUCCUCCUCAAACACAACAUCCUCUAACUCAGAUGAGGACAAACAGAGAGGUGUAGAGAACUCCAUGCCGGUGUCUGAAGAGUCUGGUCAUCUGAAGGACCAACCAGGUCUCUCAUCAUUAGAUGUGUCCAAGAAGCCGCAAUGCUCUGGUAUAGUGAGCCCGUCUCUAGCACCACUUCCGCUACCCAGUAAACCUGAAAGUGUGUUGUCCAUUACCAGCCAGUGCAGCUACAGCAGCACCAUUGUACAUGUGGGAGACAAGAAAGUCGUAUCAACAAGACACACCUCUACAAAGCAAGAAUUCUCUUCCAAACUUCACUUGCAAAAAAUCAUUGAAGACGUUCCCAGUGCUGAAGGAACUGAAGGUCAGGGUCUUGUCGUCCCCCUGGCUGCUGUCUCACCCCAAUGUCAGGAGAGAGAGACUUACAAGAAACUGGGCCUUACAAAGCAGGUUCUGGCAGCACACACGCAGAAAGAGGAGCAGGCAUUCCUCAGUCGUUUCAGAGAGCUGCGAGGUGUGCACGCUUUUAAAGCAGACUGCUCGCUCUAUCUGGAGAAACAGAAAGGACGGUUCGUAUCUCAGGCUGUGCCUGCUGCUCGCUCAUGCAAGCAGCAUGGUGCUACACCAGAGGCAACCGGAACUCGCCGAGGUCGCAACAAAAAGACCAAAUCCAAACGCAUCAAGCCGAACGAGUCCUCCGAUAGCACACCGUCUAGUCGCAGACCAACACCCAGACCUCAGGUGCAGGGCCUCAACCAGACCUCCUGGUCUGCUUCAGACAUAUCCCAGUCCACGUACCCCAUCGCCUAUCCGGCCGUGAUGCCCGCAUACCCUCUCCAAGUGUACCCGGAGGCUGGUACCAUACCACCCAGGAUGGAUGCUUCUAUGUCGAGCUUUGGAAACAAUCAGUGUAAUCAGGAUCCAUGUAUACCAAUGCAGCCCAUCCAGACGCCAUACACUGCCCCUUUGGUGACGCCCAUGGUGGCCCUGUUACUGCCGAACUACAUGUUCCCUCAAAUAGGUAGCGCUCCAGCGCAGCCUUUCUACCCAAAGCAGGGGAGUUUCCCCGCCCAGCCCUCUUUUCAACCGCAGCCUGGUUUCCCCACUCAGACGCAGUGCCCACCGCAGUCCACUUUUACGAUAGAGAACAAAUUCACCCCCCAAAAUCCUUUCAACCCACAACCUCCAUUCAAACCCCAGCCAUUUACAUUCACGUGCCCGGACGAGCCCCCAAAACCACCCACCCCUGAGCCGCAGUCACGGAGCCCCACCCCUCAGUCCAUGGGUGGAGGGGGCCCGCCCUCCUCUCCUUUGUUCCAUUCGCGAUGCAGCUCGCCAUUGCAGCUCAACCUCCUGCAGUUAGAAGAGACCCAGCGCUCCGCUGAGAGACAGGAGAGCACAGCGCCUUCUGUUGUGCUGCAGGGGAACAGCAGUAAUACUGUGGAAAAAGCAGGGAGUGCAGCUGGGCAGGCCAGAAUUGACAAGGAUGCGCCACAGGAUGAAGGAUCACCUGUUGAUGGUCAACAUAGUGACGAGUUCUCAUCAUCUAGUGACCUGCUGGACACCCUCCCAGAGGACUCACAGUCUGGCACCAGCUCUGCCACCUCAGGAUCCAUGGGCUCUGGCUCUAAUGGCUGUCGAACGUCUGCCAGUGGUGGAUCUGCUAGCGGAACCGGAAGCAGUCACACAAGCAACAACAGCAGUAACUAUUUCGGCAGUGUUGAUUCUUCACAGAAAUCUCAUAAGACCAAAGGGCAAGGCUGCGGAUCCGGCUCGGGGCCGCUGGCGUUGGAGGCGAGUAAGAGACAGAUCAAGUAUGGACUGCAGGAUCCACUGUGGCUUCUCAUGGCUAAUGUGGAUGAAGAUGUUAUGAUGUCAUACCAGCUGCCAUCUCGUGAUAUUCAGAAGGUUUUGAAGGAGGACUGGGAGAAGUUGAGGCAGAUGCAGAAAAGUCAGCCACACUUCACAGAAGAUCAGAAGAGAGAGCUGGCGGAGGUGCAUCACUGGUUAAGAAGAGGUGGGCUACCCAAAGCCAUCGACGUCAAGGCAUGCGUUGGCUGCGAGGAGGUCAGUGAAACACUGAUGGUGGAUGAUCCACCAGACCUGCACAUGGGAGAAACAGAAAGCAGUGAUGUCACCAUGCCCCCAGCCUAUAGCAAUGAAGACCCUACACACUCAGAAAUACAUGGCUGUCCUGGGCCUGUCACAUAACAAAACACUUAUUGCACCCAUGUGUGCACACCUCGUCUGACUGGACAAUGCAGACAUUUUAGCACAGAGAGUGUGUGUCUGCCACAGACUUUAACGAAGUGUGUUUGUUUCUGUGUGUAUAUGUACAGAUGUGUAAAUACACCAAUUGGAUGGAUGGAUGGAUGAAUGAAUCGAUGUUUGAAUGAAUGUGAAAGCAAGAGUAAAAUAUAUUUCAAGAUGGUUUAAUCUGUCUCAAAAGCCAGACUCUGUGCUGUUCAAUGACCAUAACUGUUCGUAAGGAAGGUUAAAAAGAUAGCUCACCCAUCUUUUGUGCAGUUUGUGUACCACAGAAAAAAGUCAUAUGGAACGAAUUUUCAUUUUGGGGGUGAGCUAUCCGCUCCUCUGCAGUUUUAUCCUAAAAAUGUUUCCGUUGACGUACAUGCAUUGCCGUCUGGAAUUGUCUGUGAAUAAGUUAUUUUCCUCUUUGCAUCUCUGUUUUUUCUACAAGAAAUGUUUUAGAUGUUUUUACACUUCUGAAUAGAUGUUUAAGCACUUCAAAAAAGUUAUUCUGGUGUUUGAUGGUUGUGUUGUAGGAUAGAUAUCUGAUAUCCUGUAAAUUCACAAUUCUACACUGAGAACUUAUAGUUUAUAAGCUGCAGUAUUAUUUAUUAAACUAGGACAGUUCAGAUAAAUAGCUUGGACCAAGAGAACGUAGUCAAAUAACUUUCCUUUUCCAAUGGCAGCUUAUUUAAUCAGACAGCGAGUGAAUCUAAAAGCUCAAAAAAGUGACAGCGUUAUGUGUAAAGUAUUUCAGUAGUUGGGCUUAGAAGUUUAGGUGCAGUUUUCUUGUUCGGACUGUCCCGUUUGUUUCAAAGGCAGCCUUUCUCCUCUUUAUUAAGCCCAAGACUGAAGCUAUCAAGACAGAGGUGUAAUAACCACCCUGACAAAAGUCUCAGUCCAGUCUAUGAUCUCUGAGACAGUUAAUGCAUAAACCUGUGAAGGCCUGUCCAACCACAAUUACUAAAGCACAGAAGCACCUUAUUAUAGAAAAAUGGGCGAAAUGAGAUUAAAUAUCAAAUUAUUUGGUCUCCAGUUAGAAAAUCAUUAAAUUACUAAUGUGCUUGAUUUGGUUUAAAAGCUUACUGUUGUGAAACAGGGUAUUUUUUGAUAAAUAUAUACAUAGCCCAUAUACAUUGUAAAUAGGUGCUUGCAUUGUCACUUUCGACAUCUUGAAUAUGUUGAAAAUGUAAUAUUCCUUUGUACUGUCCUAUAUAAAUUAUUUUGUUUGUUUAAAAACAUUUAUUUGGAAUAAAGUCUAUUUUAGAAAGA